AUACUUGUCGUCUAUAAGACCUAUCUUCGGCGUCAAGCAUGCGCAGAUAACCCUAAGCGAUCUCUAUUUAAUGUCUUAGCACCCGUGGAACAGUGAACACACAUUGAAUGGAAGUUGUAGAUAUGUUGUGUAUAUGUAGCACUCUCGUGAAACGACCGAUUAGUUGGUUUGUCAGCUAGUCAGAAGGCAGCCCACCUUUAUAACAGAUUCCAAGGUAGUGUGGCUUUAUUUCUCGUUCAUUGGACGAAGGGUGGAUAUACUUUAAGUAAUUUGUGUUCUGGAUAAACUUUUAAAUUGAUCUGUGUAAGGUCAAACGGGAAAACGUAUUCAAAGCACAUUAUAGACAGGCUCGAAAAACGCAUAAAUCCCGAGGCAAUAUUGAAUUUCUACGCCUGAUUUCAGUUCUACAACAGAAUUUAAUUAUCAGUUUGUCGUUUAUCAGCUCACCAGUGUACAUCGAAUUAACUUUGAACAUUCUCUGCACCAUUUUGCGUGAACCUACCUUGAGUAUAUGUGACUGUGCCACUACUAGAUGUUAUGUACACCACGAACACGUCUGUAAUAAACUACAGGAGGAUGACAGACGUUACGGUAAGCCGUUUGACUGUAAACCCUGCCAGCAGUAUAUAACGGUAUCGGUCAUUCUUACUGAAACUUAAGGACUGUCACAACACACUGGAACUAAGGAUUAAUAUUACGACAUUAUCACAUAACGUUUAAAAGUAACAGAGAUCUGUGCUUUUAUUGUUAGACGUUGUGACACGUUGGACCUCUGACGACAGCACGUGUGUGAUUCUAUGAUGUAAGGACGCUUCCGAGUUUUGACGGAUUUUUGUAGUUUGGUUUAAACUUUGUUUUAUUCAGAAAAGGAAACAAAAACAAGUGUCGUGACACUUAUGUAAAUUUGUUACCUGUGUAGGUAAAAUAGGUAAAUGCUUGUAGUUUGUUUUGAAAUAAUCGUGAAAUCAUGGUCUUACGGGAACAAACCGUUGUCCAAGUAAGUUCAUUGGUCAAAGACUUGGACAGGACGAUGAAAAUUAACGGUGGGUUAGAGGACAUCGUCCUCACCAACAAUCGCCAGCAUAUGCGGAGGGAAAAACCCCAGCUCAACUUCGGCAACAACGAUCGAGUGAAAGCGUGUAUAGGAAACCAUCUGUUUCAUGCUGUGUUUAAGUGUCGGUUUAAGAAGGUGAAGCUGUUGUUGGACCGUGGCUUUGACGUAAACAUGAGGAAUAGUUACGGCUACAGCGUUCUUGUGGCAGCCCUGCACAUCGACGAUAACGACCAGCGAGAGAAAAUGUUCCGAACGCUUAUCAACCGUAACGCUGAUCCCCUCCAGAAGGACCCUAAGCAUGGCCGACACGUCCUGUGCUGGGCAUGCCUUCUAGGUUGUGUUAAUGAGGUAAAGUUCCUAAUGGAUAUGUUCAAGGGAGACUUUGAUCUUCACGAGAAGGACAAGGAAGGGAUGACCGUUCUCCACCAUGCCACACAGGCUGGCCAAGAGGAAGUGGUAACCAUGCUUGCUUCAGAGUUCCGGCGCUUUGGUUUGACAGUGGACAUUGUUGACAAUCUAGGGCUGACACCUUAUCUUCACGCGCGGCGGCUCGGCUACACUAACAUCACGCGUAUACUACAAGACCAGGGCCGCGCAUGUCCCGGACAGGGCGACAUGUUUACCUUCCGGACCGGUCGGGAGUGGUCUUCCCUUGGCCGCGAGGAACGGCACGUUCAACAAGAACAAGAACGCUUUGGGGAUUACAUGAAAGCAGCAAUUCUUGGUCGAAGUCGAGUUAUACACCGAUAUCAGAGUCGAGCACCUCUUAUAAAGAUAACACCACCCGCUGAUGGAGAUGUUGUAGAUAGUCGAAUCAAAUUUGUGGUCAAGGAGAAGACUCCUGCAGGUGGCACAAAACGCGUAUCAUUCGCCCCGCCCCCUGCGGAACCUCGAUCGACACAUCUAACUUUACCGUCGGAUGUUACCCAGAGGCCUAGUUUGGCACUAACCAUGAUUGAUAUGACUCCUGGAAGUAAACAAGUUGAUCAUUUCAAAAGUAGUCAUGCAGAAACAACAAAACCGGAAACAGAUCGUUCGAACAGCCAUGGAGCGACCAUUUCAAAUAUGUUCGGAGUUUUAGCGCAACAGAACGCGUCGUCCUUUCGCCCAACGGUGGUGAUUCCGACGGCGGAACCGGAAAUCACACCCAGCAAACAAAAGCGGUCAACAUUGGCUAUACUCUUUGGUAAACAAAAUAAAAAGAAGGUUAAAUCACCAAGGGGAUCGGAGAAAAAGAAAACCACAAAGGAAAAGAAACCAAGUAAGGGACGUAAAUAGCGAGAACACAUAACAGGAUAUUGGGAAAGUUGUCUGUGUACAUUCUUGUCAAACCGGGAUGGGAACCUAUGGUUUCAGUCACACACGUCAUUGGCAUUUAACGACGACGAGGGUAUAUUAAUGAGAACUGAUAGAACGAGUCAUGUGUACCUGUUUGGUGUGGUGUCGCCCAUUAUUAAGUCCGGGCAACGCUCCUAAACAUUAUGUAUGAAUGUGUUUAUUGCAAGUCCGCGCAUGAUGCUGCAUGCUUUUUCGCGCCUGGAGUUGUGCACGUGACGAUAGCAAGCAGUACGUGAUAUAUGUAUAACUUAUAGUCUAGUCCUCCAGAUCGUGACGUGAUAUCAGGGAGUAGCCGAGAACACGUUAUUAGUAUCUAUAGUAAUAGAUAGGUUUUUCAUGUAAUAUGAAGAAAUAGGUUUUUAUCAAAUUUUAUCACAUUUCCUUUAUGAAUGUUGAUAUAAAGUGUU
This is a messenger RNA of Mizuhopecten yessoensis (Yesso scallop), 2799 nucleotides long. RefSeq lists its product as uncharacterized. The record is from RefSeq and is a predicted model, not a curated record. The coding region runs from base 968 to 2332 and encodes 454 amino acids. Gene Ontology annotation, molecular function: protein binding. Lineage: Eukaryota; Metazoa; Mollusca; Bivalvia; Pectinida; Pectinidae. The transcript has a single exon.